AUGAAUAUCUUCAGGCUACUGGCGGAUUUUUCCCAUCUCGCAUCCAUAUUCUUCCUCCUUCAUAAGAUGAAAUCCUCAAGCAGCUGUUCUGGGUUGUCGUUUAAAUCACAAGUUCUCUAUUUGCUGGUAUUCGUGACCCGCUAUCUUGAUUUGUUUUGGGCCUUCACCGAUUCUCUAUACAAUACAACAUUCAAGAUUCUUUUCAUUGGCUCAUCAGCUUAUGUGAUUUACCUCAUGCUCAACGAUUACAAGCCUACCCACGACCCAAAUAUAGACACCUUUAAAGUGCAAUACUUGCUAGCUGCCAGCGCCGUUCUGGCUUUCCUCUUCCCUCAUGACUAUAGUAUUUCGGAGAUUCUCUGGACCUUUUCUAUUUGGCUUGAGUCCGUCGCUAUUCUUCCUCAACUUUUCAUGCUUCAGCGUACUGGCGAGGCGGAAACCAUCACCACACAUUACCUAUUUGCCUUGGGUCUGUAUCGAGCUCUUUAUAUUCCUAACUGGAUUUAUCGAUACCUUGGAGAAGGCCACUUUCAACCUAUACCUGUCAUAGCAGGCAUUAUUCAAACACUCCUGUACUCGGAUUUUUUCUAUAUCUACUAUACCAAGGUCAUGAAGGGCAAAAGGUUUUCGCUUCCAGUUUGA
Aspergillus ochraceoroseus IBT 24754 is the source of this 642-nucleotide messenger RNA. RefSeq lists its product as uncharacterized. The coding region runs from base 1 to 642 and encodes 213 amino acids. The transcript is spliced from 6 exons. Gene Ontology annotation, cellular component: membrane; cis-Golgi network; endoplasmic reticulum. Gene Ontology annotation, molecular function: ER lumen protein retrieval receptor activity. Lineage: Eukaryota; Fungi; Ascomycota; Eurotiomycetes; Eurotiales; Aspergillaceae. Gene Ontology annotation, biological process: protein retention in ER lumen; endoplasmic reticulum to Golgi vesicle-mediated transport. The record is from RefSeq and is a predicted model, not a curated record.